Molecule: messenger RNA, 2166 nt
Organism: Leptopilina heterotoma
Lineage: Eukaryota; Metazoa; Arthropoda; Insecta; Hymenoptera; Figitidae
Gene: Galphai
Product: guanine nucleotide-binding protein G(i) subunit alpha
Exons: 4
Coding region: 422-1492 (356 amino acids)
Biological process (GO): adenylate cyclase-modulating G protein-coupled receptor signaling pathway
Cellular component (GO): heterotrimeric G-protein complex
Molecular function (GO): GTPase activity; G-protein beta/gamma-subunit complex binding; G protein-coupled receptor binding
Source: RefSeq, a predicted model, not a curated record
CGUAUUGUUUCGUGGUGAACACACACACACGCUCUUGUGCAAGAAAACGACAGCGUCGGCGCGACGCCAAUUGAAAUCAGGGGAAAAAAGUAAAAUUGUGUGGGCGCGUCUUGGCUUCGAAUGUGAAAACCGUCAAACGCAUAAUAUCAAAGAAAACAACAAUAAACUUGUUAAACAAAUGAAAUUGUGAAUUCUCAAUUAUAUUGGAAUAUCGAGGGAUAAUUGUUGAUUUUUUGACGGUUAUACUUGGCAAAGUGUUCGUGAAUGUUUUUAAGUGCAGUUUGUAUGGGAAUGCAAUAGUUGGAGUAGCAGUUGAGAGAAACGGACGUUUUAAGAGCGGGCGGUUCCCACGUCCCAGUGCAACAAGUGUCAUUAAACGUGAAAUAUCAGGAAUUGUGUGGGUUGGCACAUUUUUGAUAAAAUGGGGUGCGCUGUGAGCACCACCGGUGAAAAAGAAGCAGCUGAAAGAUCUAAGAAAAUAGACAAGGAUUUAAGAGCCGAUGGAGAACGCGCUGCCAGUGAGGUCAAGCUCCUGCUACUUGGAGCUGGAGAAUCCGGAAAAUCGACGAUAGUAAAGCAGAUGAAAAUAAUUCAUGAGACUGGUUACAGUAGAGAAGAAUGUGAACAAUACAGACCUGUUGUUUACAGUAAUACAAUUCAAAGUCUCAUGGCAAUAAUAAGAGCCAUGGGACUACUUAGAAUUGAUUUCGCCGAUCCUAGUAAAAAGGAAACGGCGAGACAAUUUUUCAUAUUGGCAUCAGCAGCAGAAGAAGGGGAAUUAACACCGGAUCUUGUGAUGAUUAUGAGAAAACUUUGGCAAGACUCGGGCGUGCAACUUUGCUUUACACGAAGCAGAGAAUAUCAGCUUAAUGAUUCGGCAGCUUAUUAUCUAAAUGCUUUAGAACGUAUUUCUCAACCUAGUUAUCUUCCAACACAACAAGAUGUCUUAAGGACGAGAGUUAAAACAACCGGAAUUGUCGAGACGCAUUUUUCUUUUAAAGGACUACACUUUAAAAUGUUCGAUGUCGGUGGUCAGAGAUCAGAGAGAAAGAAAUGGAUUCAUUGUUUCGAAGGUGUGACAGCAAUAAUAUUUUGUGUCGCUCUCAGUGGCUACGAUUUACUUCUAGCCGAAGACGAGGAAAUGAAUAGAAUGAUUGAAUCAAUGAAACUUUUUGAUUCUAUAUGCAACAAUAAAUAUUUCGUUGACACAUCGAUAAUUUUGUUCCUCAAUAAAAAAGAUCUUUUUGAAGAGAAAAUAUUGAGAAGUCCAUUGACAAUAUGUUUUCCGGAAUAUAAAGGUCGCAAUACAUUUGAGGACUGUGCGUCUUACAUCCAAAUGAAAUUUGAAAAUCUAAACAAGAGGAAAGAUCAAAAGCAAAUUUACACGCAUUUUACAUGCGCCACUGAUACCAAUAAUAUUCAAUUUGUUUUUGACGCUGUGACCGAUGUUAUUAUUAAAAAUAAUCUUAGUAAUUGUGGACUUUUAAGUUAAAAUCAAAAAGAAAAAUAUUUUGUACAAAAGCAAAUUUUUCCAUUGUUUUUAUUAAUGCAAAGACUGCAAAGAAACUUAAAUGAUUUUGCAAAAGAAAAAUAUUGUCUCUCUCUCUCUCUCUGUCUUUCUCUUUUUAAACUGUACAAAAAGAAGAGAAGUAAAUAUCAAGCAUUUAGUAAAUGAAUGAAAGCUCAUAAUAAGGUAUUUAAAUGAAAGAAUUAAUUAAAAUUAAUUUCUAUUUUGUAAAUUGAUUUUUGGAUUUUAAUCUAAAUGACUGAAGUUUUUCUUGUGGUCUAAUUGAAUUGGUGCCAAUUCCAUUUUAUCAUCUUCAUAAUUUAAAAGGCACACUUUUAGAUGUGUAAUAUAGUUUUCUUUUCACAAAAAUGCACUGUAAUCUCAGAUAUUAUAAUUAAGAUGAAAUGAGCUUUGACUCAUUAACUUGCCUCACAAUAUUGUGCCUUUCUUGACUCCGUACAAUGCCUCGAGAGUUCACGUGUAUUUAUACUUUUUAUACGAACUAAACGAAUGUUUUUAUCAUUAUAAGAUAUUCAUAUAAGCUUAUGUUUUAUUAACAUAAACUUCCCGAGGGAAUGUAUGACUUUAUACAAUUUUAAUAUAAGAAAUAUCUAUAUAUUAUCUAUACACACACAAAUAAAAAAAAAAACUUUUCAUAA